AUGGAGGAGGCGCAGCGGCUGCUGACGGUGUCGGUGUGGAAGCUUUACCGGUGCCGGGUGCGGCGGGGCGGGCUCCGCCUGCACCGGAGCCUGCAGCUCUCGAUGCUCGUUCGUGCCGCCCGACACCGGUACCUGAGCGCCCGAGCCGCCGCCGGGAUCCUCCCGGGACUGGAGAUUACCGGGAAUGCGGUGAACGGAGCGACCCCGGUACCGGGGAUUCACGGAGCUGCGGUGAACGGAGCGAGCCCGGUACCGGGGAUUACCGGGAAUGCGGUGAACGGAGCGACCCCGGUACCGGGGAUUCACGGAGCUGCGGUGAACGGAGCGAGCCCGGUACCGGGGAUUACCGGGAAUGCGGUGAACGGAGCGACCCCGGUACCGGGGAUUCACGGGGCCGCGGUGAACGGAGCGAUCCCCGGACCGGGAGGCGGCCCGAGCGGGGACUCCCUGUGCCCGAACCCACCGAGCGCGAACCGGCCGGACCGAGCGAUGAACCGGACCGAGCAGGAACGGGGGACCCCCCUCAGGGACUGCACCGGGGACCACCGGAACGCACCGAGCGGAGCCCCCCGCAGUGGGUGGUACCGGGGAUGCGCCCCGGUACAACCGAGUGAGGAACCCCCGGGCCCCGCGAACCAGGACCCCCCUCCCGCCGCCCCCGGCCCUCCCCGGCCCACCGGAGCCCCCCGGGCCGGGCAGAAGCGGCGCAGCAGCGGCUCGGCGGGGCCGGGCCGGGGGCCGGUACCGAGCAAACGGGCGCGGCUGGAGGCGGAGGCGCCACCGGGGCCGCCCGGGCGCUGCUCGGGGCCGCCCGCAGCCGCUUUCGGCUUCCUGGUCCGCGCCGUCGGGGCGUGCUGAGCCCUCCGGGGAGCCCCGGGAUGCGGAAAUUAACGG
Messenger RNA from Melozone crissalis (California towhee), 894 nucleotides. RefSeq names its product immediate early response 2 (gene IER2). Bases 1 to 858 code for a protein of 285 amino acids. NCBI's taxonomy places the organism in Eukaryota, Metazoa, Chordata, Aves, Passeriformes, Passerellidae. The record is from RefSeq and is a predicted model, not a curated record. The transcript has a single exon.